AUGGGGGGGCAACUUCCGCGCCGGCCGAUCCCCAUGCCUUCCGGUUCCGCGCCCGCCACCCCCUCUUCCGGGGACGCGCGGUUCGCCGCAUCUCACGGCUUCCAGUACAACGCGCGCGUCGCCACGGCGCUGCUGCCGUGCGUGCUCGUGCUUCUAGGCGCCGGCGGGCCGCUCGUUGUAGGCACACUCGUCGCGGGGCUCAUGAUCUCCUACAUCCUCGACGCGCUCCAGUUCAAAAACGGCGCUUUUGUCGCCAUCUGGUGCACCUUCUUCACCACGGCAGCCGCGCUCGCGUUCUCCGGCCUCGGCUUCGCGCCGCACAUCCCCGUUAUAAUCUCCGUGCUGAUCCUCCUCACGGCGAUGCACCUUGUGUUCCUCUGCGGCGUCUGGGUCUCGCUGCAAUUCCGCUGGCUGCAGCUCGAGCACCCGUUUGUAGUCCUCGCGUUAGAGCGACUCCUGUUCGCAUGCACGCCCAUGACAGCCAUCGCUAUAAUCACAUACGGGCUCAUCGCCGCCAUCGGCGCGGCCCACGCGCCGUUCUACCUCAUGCCGUGCCUGUUCGCGCUCUACUGGCUCUUCUCCCUCCCGCGCGCCUCCUCCUUCAAAUCCUCCAAGCACACGCUACAGCAGCAGCAGCAGCAGGCGAGGCACGGAGGCAAAGAAUCCUCCCAGGAUGUGUGGAUCAUCGGGGCGAUGGAGGGGCUGUUUCACAUGAUGCUCGUGCUGUUCCUGCCGUGCGGGUUCCACUUGGCGGUGCAUCAUAAUAGGAUCUUUGAGUCGGCGAAUGAAGCAUGCGACACGCUGCUGCUCUUCUUCGUGCCCGUGCUCUUCGUACUGUACGCGUCGAAGAAGGGCGCGCUCAAUUGGCUCACGACUGACAAGGCCAAGCUCAAACGGGUGCAAAUUCUCAACGGGGGGUUCUCCCUGGCGGUCGUGCUCAUCUGCUUCGAGAUUCGCGUCAUCUUCACCUCCUACGGCCACUACAUCCACUUCCCGCCGCCCCUCAACUACCUCCUCGUCACGCUCGCGCUCUUUGGCCUCGGAUUCGGCUUCGCCGCGCACAUGAUGGGCGUGCUGAGGGGUGCAGUGGGGUCCGCAGUGGUGACCACCGUGCUGCUGGUGUCUGCAGUGGCGGGAUCGCUGGUCAUUGGCAUGCCUGUCACGGUGCUCCCCGCCCCAGCCAUAGCAGCAGCGUACCUCGCCCAUUACUACACCACGGGCAGCAUCACCUCCUACUUCAUCUUUGCAGCAGCCUCGUUACUAGCAGCAGCGUGGUUCGUUAUGGACCAGUACUUCGCCCUCGCUAUAGUCUUCGCAGGCAUGACCCUCAAGGCCCUCUGCCAGGAGAUGCUCCUCGCCCUGCUGCUCGCUCUCCUUGUACCAGGCGCCGCGCUCUUCCAAAAGAGCCAGCGGGUCGUGGGGGUCAUCGUGGUGGCUCAGGCAUUCCUCUUCUGCAGGCUGGAGAGUCUGCUGUACAAUGGGGAGGCUCAUGCGGAGGGGGGCGUGUACCCAGCCUUCCUAGUGCUCGCCACCACGGUGGCGGGUUUUGUCGCGAUGCGCAAACUGCGGAUCGCAGGGAAGAUCGGGGCCGUGGCGGAGUGGGUGGGCAUAUGUCUGUACCUGUCGAAGCUGCCCAUGCUCAUGGUGCACUCGCAGGGCGUUCUUCUAGGCUCUCAGCUGCUGCUGCUUGCCAUCUCGCCUCCGUUCUUCCUUUACCAGGACAAGUCUCGUCCCGGCUCGCGCAUGAAGCCGUGGAUGGCAGUGAUGCACGCAGCGCUCGUGCUCCUCACAGUGCUCUUCUGCCGCUACGUCAUCUUUGACGUCAUCGUCUCUGCCUCGGGUCACAAGCCCUCACACGCUCUUCUCAUCGGCUCCCUGGGGCUCAUCGCUAUUGCUGGAUGCCUGCCCAUAGGGGCCCUGCACUUCCCCAACAGCCUCAAAGCGAGGAGGGCGGGAGCGCUGGCAGUGGCAACGUGUCUCCUGUUCUUAAUUCUCCAGCCGCCGCUGCCCCCAGCAUGGCACGUGGUGUGGGAUGAGGACCACUUCCCUGACAACGAUCCGGACGACUCCACCAUCUAUGGGCAGAGCAUCGAGGGGCCUGUCUGGCCCGUCUGGCUGCUGCUGGGGACGAUUGUGUCGGCACUGGCGGCAUUUUUCUCUGCUAUUCCGAUUGCUAAGGUCGAGUCCGUUCGGCUCAUCUACUCAGUGGCCAUCGGCCUAUCCUCCGGAAUCUACCUCGCAGCCAAGUUCAUUCCCCUCGCGCCCAUCCUCUGCCGCUUCCUCCUCCUUGCCGCCUCCGUCCUCGCCGCCCUCUUCCUCGUCCUCACUCACCACCCCACCGCCUGGAGCGGGCGGCUCAUGCCGCCCCUCUUCGCCGCCCAGAUUCUGCUCUUCCCUCUGCAGUGGUUGGCGCUGGGACGGGCAACUUUGGUGGACAAUGGGGAUGGGGAGGAGGUUCCAGAUUUCUAUGAGGAAACACGGCUGGAGACCUACGCCAACUCCCUCUCUGCCAUCUACUGCACCUUCUUCCUCCUCGCCGCCCUCAUCAUCAAGUUCAAGCUCUCAGCAGCACUACGGGACAAAAUCGCAGGUGCCGGCGUGGGCGGCGGCCGGGCGGCAGUGGGAGGGGUGGGCGGCGAGGAUUCAUCGACCAAUGGGGAAUCGGCUCUGCCCAAGAGCUCUCCGUUUGGGCCCAAGCACAGAGCCAUACAGACGCGGCCUCUGAAUCUGCUCGCGUCCUUCUUCUCGCGCAAGUCCUGGAUGCCGCUCGUCGGCAACAUCAGCACCAUCCUGGCCUUCCUCCUCGCGCUCCUCCUCUCCGCUGAGUUCGCCACCACAGACACCGCCAACCACACCAUCUUCCUGCUCGUCCCCAUCCUCCUCCUCCUCAACCAGGACUCCCAAACCCUCGGAUCCGCUUUCACAGACCGCCACCGCUACUUCCCACUCACAGCUGUCCUCUCUGGUUACCUCCUCUUCACCGAUUUCCUCCUGCUGUUUUCCGAGGCCUAUUCCGGGAUUUAUUACUGGGGAACGGAGUGGUUUUCAGAGGACGACGCGUUUUUCCAGUGCGCGAAGUCGCUCCUCCUGCUGCUGCUCUGCGCGCCGAUGCACUACGUGUUCAAUCGGUUCAUGUGGGAUAAUAAGCGGCGCGGGGAUUACCUGCUCCUGGUGCUGGGGCCGUUGUGCCUGCCUGCUGCUGUGCUGCCGACGGGAGGGGAUGAGCUGCCGUCUAUAAGGACGGCUGGGUGCCUUGGAGUGGUAUAUGCUGUCGUGCAGUACUUGGUCUCUCGGCAGGUUAGAAUCGCAGGGAUGAAGUUCAUAUGA
Messenger RNA from Closterium sp. NIES-65, 3327 nucleotides. The record is from the annotation of a GenBank genome assembly. NCBI's taxonomy places the organism in Eukaryota, Viridiplantae, Streptophyta, Zygnematophyceae, Desmidiales, Closteriaceae.